AAGCUCCAGCAGCUCCAAGCUUGUUGGCUACUACGGUUUCCCUAAGGAGUGACGCCGUGAAAACAAGCCCUGAUUGGUCAGGCCCGAACUGAAUUCUCCAUUUAUGGACAGAUCGCCCUGCCCGAGCCGAGACUCGGCCCGAGGAGUACGGAGUAAGUGGCCGAAGAAAGAGGAGCGAGGCCGGGCAGCCGGGCGGACGCGCGGGGAGCAUCGGGCUCGGCGAGGCUGACGGCGAGCGCGCGGUCCGAGUGGACCCCUGCCCGGGGCAGCAUGCGUCCCUCCUGCUGAGUAGCCUCCCCGUCGCCCUCACCUAGCGCCGCGGAUCCCGCCUGGAUGGAGUCCCCCUGAGGUUCCCAUUGGCUCCUGCGAGUUGCUUGGGUGCCGAGAGCCCGGUUUUGGCGAAGGGAACCAACUUUUGAAGUUUGCCCAGGAGACUUCGUUCCAACAGCCCCGGCUCCCCGGCAGCCCGACCCGCAGAGGCGCGACCGCGGUGCGAGUCACCAUGGGAAGCAAAGGUGCCUACCGGUACCACUGGCAGAGCCACAACGUCAAGCACAGCGGCGUGGACGACAUGGUCCUUCUCUCCAAGAUCACAGAGAACGCCAUCGUGGAGAAUCUGAAGAAGAGAUACAUGGAUGACUACAUUUUUACAUAUAUAGGCUCCGUCUUAAUCUCAGUCAACCCUUUCAAGCAGAUGCCAUAUUUUGGAGAUAAGGAAAUUGAAAUGUACCAAGGAGCGGCACAGUACGAAAACCCACCCCACAUCUAUGCUCUUGCAGAUAAUAUGUACAGAAACAUGAUCAUUGACAGAGAGAACCAGUGUGUCAUCAUCAGUGGUGAAAGUGGUGCUGGAAAGACAGUGGCGGCCAAAUACAUCAUGAGUUAUGUCUCCAGAGUGUCUGGAGGAGGCCCCAAAGUCCAGCACGUCAAGGACAUCAUCCUGCAGUCCAACCCGCUGCUGGAGGCCUUCGGCAACGCCAAGACCGUCCGGAACAACAAUUCCAGCCGAUUCGGAAAAUACUUUGAAAUCCAGUUCAGUCCAGGUGGGGAACCAGAUGGUGGAAAGAUCUCCAACUUCCUUCUGGAAAAAUCUAGGGUGGUGAUGAGGAACCCUGGAGAGCGGAGUUUUCACAUAUUUUACCAGCUCAUCGAGGGCGCCUCUGCCGACCAGAAGCAGAGCCUGGGCAUCACCAGCAUGGACUAUUACUACUACCUGAGCCUCUCCGGGUCCUACAAGGUGGAUGACAUUGAUGACAAGCGGGAGUUUCAGGAAACUCUGCACGCGAUGAACGUGAUCGGGAUCUUCGCGGAGGAGCAGACGCUGGUGCUGCAGAUCGUGGCAGGCGUGCUCCACCUGGGAAACAUCAGCUUCAAAGAAGUCGGCAACUAUGCCGCGGUGGAGAGUGAAGAGUUUUUGGCUUUUCCUGCCUAUCUCCUGGGGAUAAACCAGGACCGGUUGAAAGAAAAGCUGACGAGCCGGCAGAUGGAUAGCAAGUGGGGAGGCAAGUCGGAGUCCAUCCACGUGACACUCAACGUGGAGCAGGCCUGCUACACCAGGGACGCGCUCGCCAAGGCCCUGCAUGCCCGCGUCUUCGAUUUCUUAGUAGAUUCCAUCAACAAAGCGAUGGAGAAGGACCAUGAAGAAUACAACAUCGGCGUUCUGGACAUCUACGGCUUUGAAAUAUUCCAGAAAAAUGGCUUUGAACAGUUUUGUAUCAAUUUUGUUAAUGAAAAAUUACAGCAGAUUUUUAUUGAACUGACAUUAAAGGCCGAACAGGAAGAAUAUGUUCAAGAGGGAAUAAGAUGGACGCCCAUAGAGUACUUUAAUAACAAAAUCGUGUGUGACCUCAUAGAGAACAAAGUUAACCCUCCUGGGAUCAUGAGCAUCCUGGAUGACGUGUGCGCCACGAUGCACGCGGUGGGUGAGGGGGCGGACCAGACGCUGCUGCAGAAACUCCAGAUGCAGAUCGGGAAUCAUGAGCACUUCAACAGCUGGAACCAAGGCUUCAUUAUUCACCAUUAUGCUGGGAAGGUAUCCUAUGACAUGGAUGGCUUUUGUGAAAGGAACCGUGAUGUGCUUUUUAUGGAUCUCAUAGAGCUUAUGCAGAGCAGUGAGCUACCUUUUAUAAAGUCUUUAUUUCCGGAAAAUCUGCAAGCUGACAAGAAAGGGCGCCCAACUACUGCCGGAAGCAAAAUAAAGAAACAAGCCAAUGACCUUGUGAGCACCCUGAUGAAAUGUACACCUCACUACAUUCGCUGCAUAAAACCAAACGAAACCAAGAAGCCCAAGGACUGGGAGGAAAGCAGGGUAAAGCACCAAGUGGAAUACCUGGGUCUGAAAGAAAACAUUCGAGUGAGAAGAGCCGGUUAUGCCUAUCGGCGCAUCUUCAAAAAAUUCCUGCAAAGGUAUGCCAUUCUGACCAAAGCCACCUGGCCCUCGUGGAGAGGGGACGAGAAGCAAGGUGUCCUCCACCUGCUGCAGUCCGUCAACAUGGACAGCGACCAGUUCCAGCUCGGGAGGAGCAAGGUGUUCAUCAAAGCGCCCGAGUCUCUAUUUCUUCUGGAGGAAAUGAGAGAGAGGAAGUAUGAUGGGUAUGCUCGAGUGAUACAGAAAUCCUGGAGGAAGUUCGCGGCCCGGAAGAAAUACGUCCAAAUGAGGGAAGAAGCCUCAGACCUCCUGCUGAACAAGAAGGAGAGGAGGAGAAACAGCAUCAACAGGAACUUCAUCGGGGAUUACAUCGGGAUGGAGGAGCACCCAGAACUCCAGCAGUUCGUGGGCAAGAGGGAGAAGAUCGAUUUUGCAGACACAGUGACCAAGUACGACAGGAGGUUCAAGGGCAUAAAGCGCGACUUGAUUCUUACUCCGAAGUGCUUGUACCUAAUUGGCCGAGAAAAGGUCAAACAGGGCCCAGACAAAGGGCAAGUGAAGGAAGUGCUGAAGCGGAGAAUCGAGAUGGAGAGGAUCUUGUCCGUGUCCCUCAGUACCAUGCAAGAUGACAUUUUUAUUCUUCACGAGCAAGAGUAUGACAGUUUGCUUGAAUCCGUCUUCAAAACUGAAUUCUUAAGCCUCUUAGCAAAGCGUUAUGAGGAAAAAACGCAGAAACAACUACCUCUGAAAUUUAGCAACACGCUUGAACUCAAGUUGAAAAAAGAGAACUGGGGCCCCUGGAGUGCCGGGGGCUCCCGGCAGGUGCAGUUCCACCAAGGCUUCGGGGACCUGGCCAUCCUCAAGCCCAGCAACAAAGUGCUGCAGGUCAGCAUCGGACCCGGGCUGCCCAAGAACUCCCGUCCCACCAGGAGGAACAUGACCCAAAGCAGAGGUUAUUCCAGUCAGACUCACAAUGCCAACUACCCAAUGAGAGCUGCCCCUCCCCCGCCAGGAUACCAUCAGAAUGGAGUCAUCAAAAACCAGUUUGUGCCACACCCGCAUGGUCCUGGAAACCAGCGGUCAAAUCAGAAAAGCCUCUACACCUCUAUGGCCCGACCACCCCUGCCACGACAGCAGUCCACGGGCUCAGACCGCAUGUCUCAGAUGCCGGAGAGCUUGGAUUUCCUCAAGGUCCCAGACCAGGGUGUCGCAGGGGUCCGGAGACAGACGACCAGCAGGCCCAACCCAGCAGGGGGCAGACCCAAGCCCCAGCCCAAGCCCAAGCCUCAGGUGCCACAGUGCAAGGCUCUGUAUGCCUACGACGCUCAGGACACAGAUGAACUCAGCUUCAAUGCCAAUGACAUUAUCGACAUUAUCAAAGAAGAUCCUUCUGGCUGGUGGACGGGGCGCCUCCGAGGCAAGCAGGGCCUGUUCCCCAACAACUACGUGACCAAGAUCUGAGUUGCACAGACUGGCGCACGGGCGAAGGCGCUCCAGGCACAGACCGGGAGGGGACAUUUGGGGCUCUCCUUCUGAUCUAAAACGAGUAACUGCUUCUCCAAGGCCUGGAGUUACUCUGGCACCUUCCCCAGGACGUUGAAAGGCUGGGUCGGGGAGAGGGUCGUCACUCCAUAAAUGAUCCUACAAGAUAGCCUAUUCAUGGGAACCCAGGAGGGCAAAACAACCACCCACUAAGAUUUAUUUAUUCUAUUUAAAC
Eptesicus fuscus (big brown bat) is the source of this 4085-nucleotide messenger RNA. It is a transcript of the gene MYO1E, whose product is annotated as myosin IE. The coding region runs from base 503 to 3829 and encodes 1108 amino acids. Gene Ontology annotation, molecular function: microfilament motor activity; actin filament binding; ATP binding. The transcript is spliced from 28 exons. Lineage: Eukaryota; Metazoa; Chordata; Mammalia; Chiroptera; Vespertilionidae. Gene Ontology annotation, cellular component: actin cytoskeleton; plasma membrane; vesicle. Gene Ontology annotation, biological process: vesicle transport along actin filament; actin filament organization. The record is from RefSeq and is a predicted model, not a curated record.